AUGAGUCUGACCAACCCGCCCUCCUCCGGCUCGAUCUCUGCCCGAAGGCCCGGUCAGACCUUGAAGCGCAAUUUGCAAGCUUCUGUCGAUGAGGCCCUCGAUUCGAGAAGACCCGCUGGGUACACCAGUAAAGUCCGGGUCCGAGAUCGGUAUCACAUCGUAGGGUUCAUCAGCAGUGGAACCUACGGUCGUGUGUACAAGGCCAUCGGCAAAAAUGGCCAGAAAGGAGAGUUUGCGAUCAAAAAAUUCAAGCCGGACAAGGAAGGCGAGUCGAUCCAGUAUACGGGUCUAUCGCAAUCGGCCAUCCGGGAAAUGUCGCUUUGCACAGAGCUGUCGCAUGCCAACGUCAUCCAGCUAGAGGAAAUCAUUCUCGAGGACAAAUGCAUCUUCAUGGUGUUUGAAUACACCGAGCAUGACUUACUGCAAAUCAUUCACCAUCAUACGCAACCCCAGAGACACGUUAUCCCAGCGAUUAUGGUUCGGUCAAUCCUAUUUCAACUGCUGAACGGGUUGCUGUACCUGCACACCAAUUGGGUCCUGCAUCGAGAUCUGAAACCGGCCAAUAUCCUCGUCACUUCGGGCGGUGCCAUUCGCAUCGGCGAUUUGGGGCUUGCGCGUCUGUUCUAUAAACCACUCAACUCUCUCUUUUCCGGCGACAAGGUUGUCGUUACAAUCUGGUACCGAGCACCUGAGCUCCUUCUAGGAAGCCGGCACUACACGCCCGCUGUCGAUAUGUGGGCCGUUGGGUGUAUCUUCGCCGAACUUCUCUCUCUACGGCCCAUCUUCAAGGGUGAGGAAGCCAAGAUGGAUAGCAAGAAGACUGUCCCUUUUCAACGCAACCAGAUGAUGAAGAUCGUCGAGAUCCUCGGUCUACCACGGAAGGAAACCUGGCCGGGUCUUGUUUCCAUGCCCGAGUACUCGCAGCUUCAGUCUCUAGUCCUUCACCGCCAACCUGCACAUUUUCAUCGCGGCUCCAAUCUCGAGGGCUGGUACCAGAGCUGCCUCAAGAACGGUGGCUACUCUGCUACCUCGAGUGCCGGAACCCCUGGCACCGACGGGUUUGAUCUAUUGUCGCGCAUGCUUGAAUAUGACCCCACCAAGCGGAUCACGGCUCAGGAGGCUCUGGAACAUCCGUACUUUACCAACGGGGGUCCUAUCAGCCCUAACUGCUUUGAUGGAGUCGAGGGUAAAUAUCCGCACCGCCGUGUCACCCAAGAUGACAACGAUAUCCGCACCGGCAGUCUCCCUGGUACUAAGCGGAGUGGGUUGCCGGAUGAUUCGCUGAUGAGAGCGUCAAAACGGCUCAAGGAGUAA
Penicillium alfredii is the source of this 1314-nucleotide messenger RNA. It is a transcript of the gene ssn3, whose product is annotated as cyclin-dependent serine/threonine protein kinase SSN3. Gene Ontology annotation, biological process: protein phosphorylation. Gene Ontology annotation, cellular component: nucleus; mediator complex. Lineage: Eukaryota; Fungi; Ascomycota; Eurotiomycetes; Eurotiales; Aspergillaceae. Gene Ontology annotation, molecular function: cyclin-dependent protein serine/threonine kinase activity; ATP binding; RNA polymerase II CTD heptapeptide repeat kinase activity. The record is from RefSeq and is a predicted model, not a curated record. The transcript has 3 exons. The coding region runs from base 1 to 1314 and encodes 437 amino acids.